This is a messenger RNA of Nylanderia fulva, 1535 nucleotides long. RefSeq names its product lysosomal aspartic protease-like. Gene Ontology annotation, molecular function: aspartic-type endopeptidase activity. Gene Ontology annotation, biological process: proteolysis. The record is from RefSeq and is a predicted model, not a curated record. Lineage: Eukaryota; Metazoa; Arthropoda; Insecta; Hymenoptera; Formicidae.
GAUCAUAUUUAUAAGCCCCUGAACAUCGACACAAGGUUAGUAUAAAAGUGUUAGCAAUUAAUAACGCUUUAUUUCGCUGUGUCCGAUCAUAAGGUAGAAAUUUGUCGCUGGAAAUUUCAUGAUUCAAAAUUCCAAACGCAAGUAAAUUCGCAAACAUGUUUCGCAUUUUUAUGCUAGUUGCAACAAUCUUUGUGAUGAUCAAUGCGCAAUUGAAGAGGAUUUUAUUACACAAGAUGGAUUCUAUUCGAUACAUUUUGAACAACGGUGGCACCUGUAACUUUCCAGUAAUUUCUAUAAACGAUCCUAGAGUGUCUUCAUACAAAUAUUUAGAUGCUCAGUAUUAUGGUCUUAUUACUAUCGGAACUCCGCCGCAGGAAUUUAAAGUAAUAUUUGAUACUGAUUCCUCAAAUCUUUGGAUAACAUCCGAAAAAUGCGUCUAUUACAACAUUGGUUGCUUAUUCCAUAGCAAAUAUGAUAGUAAAAAAUCCAGUACAUAUAUACAAAAUGAUACUGCGAUUGAGAUUUCAUGUAGCAGGGACUCUAUAGCUGGAAUUUUAUCUACUGAUGUAGUGAGUAUUGCCGGUCUCAAUGUUCAAAAUCAAAAAUUUGCGGAAGCAAUGCAGGUUCGAAGCGUUGCGUUCAUGUAUGGAAAAUUUAAUGGUAUAUUGGGCAUGGGUUUUAACAUGUCAUACGUCAACAAAGUAAUACCUGUGCUCUACAAUAUAGUGAAACAAGAUCUGGUAUCAUCAGCCGUUUUCAGCUUUUACUUUAAUAAAAAUUUUUCGGCCAAGGUCGGUGGUGAAUUAAUAUUGGGUGGUACCGAUCCCGAUUAUUACGAAGGCGAGUUGACAUAUGUUCCUGUUAAUGAGAAGGGAUACUGGCAAUUUACUAUAGAUAAGAUCACAAUAUAUAAUCAUAUUUUCUACGUGGAUGGCCGUGAAGAAAUAAAAAAUCAUACCUUGUGCGCGCAUGGCUGUGAAGCUAUCGCUAAUACAGGUACUUCAUUAAUAUAUGGACCAUUUAGGGACGUCUCAAUUAUUAAUGAGCUUAUUGCAACUAUUUAUUGGAACAAUUAUGGAGAGCAUAGAAUAUAUUGCUUCAAGAAAGACGCUGCUAAUAUGCCAGUAAUCAGUUUUAUUAUAGGUGGUAAAAUGUUCAAUCUUACAAGUCAGGAUUACAUCCAACCGGUGUCAAGAAAUGAUUACACGAUUUGUAAAAGCAGUUUUGAAUCGCAAGGCACUACAUCUUGGACUCUAGGCGAUAUAUUUCUUAGACGUUAUUAUAGUGUGUUUGAUUUAGAAAAAAGCCGAGUGGGAUUUGCCCCAGCGAAAUAAAUGUCGAUUGCUAUUUUUUUAAAUAAUAUAAUAAAUAUCAUCGUAUUUAAAUAAUAACUUCGCGAUUAAUUUAGUAACUUUUUUAUAGUUUUUUAAAGUUUAUUGACUAGUAAUUUUUUAUUUAUAGUUUUGUGAUACAUUGUUAUAAACGGAUUUAUUUAAUUUGGAGAAUUGAAAUGAGGAUAUAUAUGGAAAAUAUUU